GGUCGUCGCUCUUUGAACGAAGUCGACACUUAGAAAAAUUUCGCUUCAUUUUUCAAGAAAUAUGAACGGUGAAUCUACAUUGCUGGCAAACAACGACCACGAGUUGAAGAGAAAAGCCGAGAACGGAAGGCCAGCUAACGGAGAAGAUAGCCGGCUUAUGGGCGAUAAGCAAAUCAAGUCUCCAGGGCCUGAAAGAAAAAAGCUCAAAGUUGGAUCAAAUGAUGUGAUUGCCAAGAGUUCAGUCAAAAGCCCACUUAACAGCCCUAAAGUCUCUCCAACUAAGUCAUCUAGUAGUCACCCCCCAGUCAAGUUGAUCAUCAAGAAAGAAGCUGUCUCACCUUUAAAGAACCAUGCUGUUGCCAAACCUCACAAACCACUUUCUCCCACCAAGAAAGCUACUGUUAAACCAGAACCAAAAAGCUCUCCUGUCAAAUCUGAUACACCCAAGCCCAAAGCUUCUUCACAAGAAAGUGAUGACGAUGAUGACAUUCCUCUGGCCAGGCGUGUCCAACAAAAGACACCAAAAGCAAAAGUAAAAACUGAGGGCAAGAAUCCCAUAACGCCAUCAAACAAGCCAACAGCAGUCAAGAACUCUGCAAUAAAAAAGGAGAAGAGUGACAAACCAGUAGUAAAGAAACCAGCUGUUAGUGAUGAUAGUGAUGAUGAGCCCUUGUCUAACAGAAUUGCAAAGCCUAAACCAACUUCUAAAACACCAGACAAGAAGCCCGGUAGUUCUUCUGAGAAAAAGAAGAAGAAAGAUGCACAGGAGAGGAAAAGAAAGAGUAUCAAUAAAGAAAGUGAUAGUGAGGAUGAAUACAAACCAUUGGCAAAAUUAGCAAAGAAGAGUUCAGGGAAGACAGUGAAAUCAGAAACUAAAGAUGAAAAACCCAAAAAGAAAAUAAAAAGUGAAAAAGAUAAAAAAGGCAAAGGGAAAGGUCCUAAAUCUUCAGAAAAAACAGAUGGAACAGGAAAAAAGAAAAAGAAAAAGGAAGAAGAAGAAAAGGAAGUCUGGAAAUGGUGGGAAGAAAAGCAGCAUGAAGACGGCAGAAAAUGGACCACGUUAGAACACCAUGGUCCUUACUUACCUCCAGAUUAUGAACCAUUACCAGACAAUGUUAAAUUCUACUAUGAUGGAAAACCCUUUAAGCUGAGCAUGGCAUCAGAAGAGAUUGCAGGAUUUUAUGCCAAAAUGUUACAGCAUGACUAUACAGGAAAAGAGAUCUUUAACGAGAAUUUCUUUCAUGACUGGAGAAAGGAGAUGACAGAAGAAGAAAGGAAGACCAUUAAGGACUUGAAGAAGUGUGACUUUAAGGAGAUGUUCAGUUACUAUGAUCAGAAAAACGAGGAACGUAAGAAUAUGACAAAAGAAGAAAAACAAGUAAUCAAAAAAAAUAAUGAAGUAAUCCUUAAUGAAUAUGGUUAUUGCGUUAUGGAUGGUCACAAACAGAGAGUAGGGAACUUUAAGAUUGAACCUCCAGGUCUCUUUCGUGGCCGUGGAGACCACCCUAAACAAGGCAAACUCAAGAAGAGGGUGAUGCCAGAAGAUAUCAUUAUUAAUAUUGGAAAAGGAGCCAAGGUACCUGUGCCACCAGAUGGUAGAAAAUGGAAGAAAGUUAUCCAUGAUGACAAGGUCACAUGGUUAGCAUGCUGGAUAGAGAAUAUCCAAGGUAGCUACAAAUAUGUCAUGUUAAACCCAACUUCUAGAUUAAAGGGAGAAAAAGAUUGGAAGAAGUAUGAAACAGCUAGAAAACUUAAAGAUUUAGUUGAAAAAAUUAGAGAGAACUACAGAAGGGACUGGAAGUCCAAAGAAAUGAGAAUACGACAACGAGGAGUAGCACUAUAUUUUAUUGAUAAGCUCGCCUUGAGAGCAGGUCAUGAAAAGGACGACGACACAGCUGAUACAGUAGGCUGCUGUUCGUUACGAGUAGAACACAUAAAGCUACAUGAUGAAUGGGAAGAUAAGGAAUGUGUUGUAGAGUUCGACUUCCUUGGUAAAGACUCUGUACGGUAUUGGAACUUUGUGCCCAUUGACAAGAAAGCUUUUAAGAACUUGAAGUUGUUUAUGGAAGGAAAACAAGAGGGCGAUGACCUCUUUGACAGAUUAACGACAACCUCAUUAAACAAGUAUCUGUCUGAGCUAAUGGAAGGUUUAUCGGCCAAAGUGUUCCGUACCUUUAACGCUUCGAUGACGCUACAGGAUCAGCUUGAUAAGCUUACCAACCCUGAAGACAAUGUCAACGCGAAGGUCUUGCAGUAUAACCGAGCCAACAGGGCUGUGGCUAUUUUAUGUAACCAUCAGAGAACUGUGCCAAAAACCUUCGAGAAGUCCAUGAGUAAUCUACAAGUCAAGAUCGCUGACAAAAAGAAGGCAGUCAAAGAUGCGAAGAAAGAACUGAAGGAGUUGAAACAUAAACUAAAAGAAAGUAAAACCGAUAGCGCAGCCAAAGCUGUUGAAAAGAAAAAGGCCCAAGUGCAGCGCCUUGAGGAACAACUUUUUAAAUUGGAAGUUACUGCCACAGAUAAGGAAGAAAACAAAGAGAUCGCACUAGGAACUUCCAAACUCAACUACUUAGAUCCAAGGAUUACUGUUGCCUGGUGCAAGAAGUUCGAAGUACCAAUCGAGAAGGCGUACAACAAAACACAGCGAGAAAAGUUCGCUUGGGCCAUUGACAUGGCUACAGAAGAUUACGUUUUUUAACCUAAAUUCCACUCGCCAACACACUACAACCACGCUGUUGUUAUUGUAAUAGCUUAUCCUUAACGCGCUAUUAUACAGCAACACAAUCUUUUACCAUAUCUUUUUAUUACAAUUAGCUAGAUUCCAAUUUUUUCAAGUAUAUAUCAUAUAUUUACUGAAAACCAAUGAUUGCAGAAACCUCCCCACCCCUCCACUCUUAGGGUUUUACAACAUCUUAUAUCGCCUUGUACAUAUAUAUUAUAUCGCAAGUUAUUUAUUUCUCCUACGAGUUGCUAAUUUAAAAAUCUUCAAGAGAAAUUAUUGGCGAAAAAAAAGAGGCUGGUUCAAAAAUGUGGGGCGGGAUGUCUGUGGUCGCAGCGUUUUCGUGAUUUUACGAAACAUUUUGUAAUUUCUCUCUCAAAUUAUUAUUAUUAAUUUUUAAUGUAUAUCUUAAAUGUGCUUCGCUCUUCUUUCGAUCAAAACAACGCUUUGGUUUUUGAGCCGCAAAAUCAAUGUCCCUUUCUUGGUGCUGUAGCUUACCACAUAGCCCGCAUUGCUUGGCGGUCUGCGGUGUUGCGAGGAAGAGAGGGCAAGAAAGGUCUUCCCCCUCUUUUUCGCAACACCGCAGACCGCUGAUCAACGCAGGCUACUCGCUACACCGAACCUCUGGUCUCUACAGCAACCGAUUUGUCCAAGAAAUUGUGAUUAUCUGACUGCGUCUGUGCGCUGGCGACCAGAUACUUAAAUUUUUGCAAGGCAAAUACAAUACUUUUGAUUAUUCGUAGGUGUAUUGGUGCAAAAUAUUUUUUACUAUUUGGGGUGAUUUCAACGAGGAAGGGGUGGCUUCUCAUCCUGAUUUGACACAAGGAAACUAUUUCGGUUUAUCUCGUGUCUUUUAUUUCCCAUGAGGCAUCGACUCAUCUGCUUUAAUGUCUUUCUUAUCAAAUAAAAUACCAUGGUCGUA
Actinia tenebrosa (Australian red waratah sea anemone) is the source of this 3641-nucleotide messenger RNA. RefSeq names its product DNA topoisomerase I, mitochondrial. Gene Ontology annotation, cellular component: nucleolus; chromosome. Gene Ontology annotation, biological process: DNA replication; DNA topological change; chromosome segregation. NCBI's taxonomy places the organism in Eukaryota, Metazoa, Cnidaria, Anthozoa, Actiniaria, Actiniidae. Gene Ontology annotation, molecular function: DNA binding; DNA topoisomerase type I (single strand cut, ATP-independent) activity. The record is from RefSeq and is a predicted model, not a curated record.